AUGAGUGCAGAUCCUUUAGUUUUUGUACCAGUAAACCGUUGGAGCGAACUCAAGGACCUCUUCAAAUCGGACUGGCCACGAAGUAUAUCUGGCUUUACUAUUCUAGAAAACCUAGAGAGAAUAUUGCAGCUUGGUCUCGAUUAUGGAUUCAAAGUGUAUUGUCCAUUUGGAGAUUUAUCAAACGGAAUGGUCGCUCUGAAUGUCAAGAAUACAUAUUACGAAGUCGUGGUACAGAUUGCCAACGACGAUACACAAAGACUGGAAGAAGCGCUUAACAACACUAAAUUGAUAGAUUGGAGUCAAUCAGUUGAAGUGCCAUUCGCGCCAAAACAUGUUAUGGACUGCGUCAGAAAAGACGUCAGACUACAAAAGGAGUUAACAUUUAAACUGCUGUCCCUCGAAUACGUGGAACAAGUUGACUCGGUAUGGCCCCACCGAUACCCAGGCUCCUUGUGGUAUUUCGAGCUGUUAACCCGAGCUAAUUUGGGAUAUGGGUUAUUUAAUGGCGACAAGCUGAUUGCGUGGGUGUUCAUCAAAGAAAUGGGCGCUCUAGGUCAUCUAUACACAUUGGAAGAACACAGAAGAAAGGGCUACGGCGAAUUAGUCCUGAAGCUAAUAUCGAACAUACUGUUGAAGCAAGGAAAAUAUGUGGUCGCCUUUUGUUUAGAGGGCAAUACUAGUGCCUACAAAUUGUACACGAAGUUAGGCUUCCAACGAACCGACGAGAUCGAAUGGUGCACAAUGACUGCUUCU
This is a messenger RNA of Iphiclides podalirius (scarce swallowtail), 753 nucleotides long. Lineage: Eukaryota; Metazoa; Arthropoda; Insecta; Lepidoptera; Papilionidae. The record is from the annotation of a GenBank genome assembly.